Messenger RNA from Haliotis rufescens (red abalone), 6202 nucleotides. Its product is annotated as protein kinase C and casein kinase substrate in neurons protein 1-like. The transcript is spliced from 11 exons. Gene Ontology annotation, biological process: plasma membrane tubulation; regulation of endocytosis; cytoskeleton organization. The coding region runs from base 178 to 1839 and encodes 553 amino acids. Gene Ontology annotation, cellular component: endosome; plasma membrane; cytoplasm. The record is from RefSeq and is a predicted model, not a curated record. NCBI's taxonomy places the organism in Eukaryota, Metazoa, Mollusca, Gastropoda, Lepetellida, Haliotidae. Gene Ontology annotation, molecular function: protein binding; phospholipid binding.
UCUUCAUUCAUGCAAGAAACGUCGGGCCAAUCAACAUUCUUCUAACAGAGACGAACCAAUUGUAUUGGCUCUUACUUCAGGUGCAAGGCUAGAGAUCUUCCACCCAUCGUACGGACAUAUUGGACUAGAUUUCUUAGGACAGAGACCAGAUUCCAGUGAAAGCAUACACAAGCAGAGAUGUCUGUGACCGAUGAAGUUGUGAUGCCAACCUCAGAUAGCUUCUGGGAGUUGGGCAAGUUCAUGAAGACAGUGAAGAGAUGUGACAAUGGCUACAAAUUGUGUGAUUCUCUGAGACAGUUGGUAGAACAACGUAGCGAGAUUGAAAGAAAGUAUGCCAAGGACUUGGUUCAGUGGGCGAAGAAAUGGAACAACUUCUUAGAUAAUGGUUCAGAGUAUGGCACAAUGCAGGGAGCGUGGCGAGGAGUUCUGUGUGAGGCUGAUAGUCUCUCUGAUUUACAUACUCUUAUUGGAGACAGAUUAAUGUCAGAAGUGUACCAUUCUGUGAAAAUCUGGCAAAAAGAAAACUAUCACAAAUCCAUGAUGCAUUUCAAAGAAACAAAAGAAUUUGAAGACAGUUUCAGAAAGGCUCAGAAACCUUGGGGAAAGAAGCUGACUAAAGUUCUGACUGCCAGAAAGGAUUACCACAAUGUUUGUCGCCAGGAGAAGAGCACAGCUAACCAGGAGAACAAUGCUCGUGCGGACACAGCAGUGUCCCCAGAUCAGCUGAAAAAAUUGCAAGAAAAGCUGCGGAAGCUGCAGGAAGAAGUGAACGUAACCCGUGACAAGUACCAGGCAUCUUUGAACGACCUCAACAGUUACAAUGCCAAGUACAUGGAGGACAUGACAGAGGUUUAUGAGAAAUGUCAAAAUUUUGAGAAGAUGCGAAUAGACUUUUUGAAGAAAACAUUGUUUCAAAUGCAUUCCUGUUUGGAUCUAUCUGUUGAUUCCAGGUAUGCUAAGCUGUACACAGACUUGCAUUCUACAAUAGGUAACACUGACCCAGAUAAGGACUUGAAAUGGUGGUCUGCAAACAAUGGUAUAGACAUGGCAAUGAACUGGCCUGCAUUUGAGGAAUACUCUCCAGAACUACAGUCCAUAUCCAAGCGUGGUAAGUCCCAGAUAGUCAGUGGAGAUGGUAUCACCAUUACUCGUAUUCGCCAUAACAGAGAGAGCAGCUAUGAGAACUAUGGGUCUGACCAUGCCCAACCACCCAGCUACAACACAGUGACCACAACCCAGUCCAGGGCCAAUGACACCGAUACUGCAGCAGCUACAGUUACACAACCACCCAGGCAGCCUAGCUAUGAUGAGAGUCUCAAUCCAUUUGGUGAUGAUGAUGAUGAUGAAAAAGAUGAAGGUGGUGGUGAAGAUGUGCCAAUAACAGAAGAAAAGACGAGUCUAGAAUGUCAGCUACUGCCUUCCCCUCCAUGCCCACCAUGUAAGCAGAAGACCAGCUUUGCAAUAUCUCCUGCUCAAGACAUGCACACUACUUGUGUUGAAGGCCUUUCAUCUGACCAUCAACCAAGCUGUGAGCAAGCAACAUCUACCAACAACCACAACAUGCAGGCCGUCAGUGAGGACUACAAUGGUGGGGCUUCCAACCCAUUUGGAGAGGCUCAAUCUGAUGAUGAUCAGUCAGUUGAAGAUGAUCCUGCUACAGACCGCGGUGUUGCUGUCAAAGCCAUAUAUGAUUAUGUCAAGACUGAAGAUGAUGAAUUUAGUUUCAAAACCGGUGAUGUGUUUGUCAAGUUAACAGACGAGGAUGAGAUGGGAUGGUGCAGGGGAAGAAAAGAUGGUGACAUUGGUCUGUUUCCAGCCAACUAUGUUGUGCCAUUAUGAGUUGGUCAGGCCAGCUGUGAGCCUGUUGGCCAUGUAUGGGACUGUGAUACUUACAGCCUUCAGAAGUGUAGUAUGUUACUCCAGACAAACAGCCACCUUAUACCUCCAACUCCACAUCAGUGGAUGUACUGUAGACAUAUAUAGUCACCCGCUUCCACUCCUAUCAUAGAUGCUACCACUUGUAACGUGGGAGGAAUAGAGCACACCUGAUGUGGGUUGACUCAUAAUGUGUUAUAAAACUUAUCUGAUAUUAGUUUCUGUUAGUCAUAUUUAUUAUGUUCAAUACAACCUUGCUGAACACACAUUGAUUCAUAACUUAAUGUUUGGGCAAAAUGGUAGUAGUUUUUCUUUUCCAGUAAGAAUCAUUACCACAUACAAAUAUUUUGUCUCAAUGUCAAUAUUAUGCAACCAGUAACAUGACUGUUUCUUACUGUUAGUGGAUGACACUAAAUUGAUAAUGCUGUACAAUGCUUGAUAUGCCCCUUGAACAGUAGUCAACCCUACUAUUUCUUCACUUGGAACAUUUAUAUCAUGAUAAUUUCAGAAAGCCAUUAUGUUAAGGUGUACAUAUAUGUGUAUAUAUAUAUUGUAGCAGUAUUCUUUCUUUAUAAAGAUAAGUAGAGCAGAAAUUUACUUAAUCGAAAUUUUGGUCAUUGCAAGCAGUAAGCCUGGGUGUAAAAUAUUGCCAUGUUAUCGAUAUUGUUCUGUUAGUAGCUGAUUCUACCAUGAUAGCUACAGCUUAUGUUAUUAAUUUUCUACUCAGAUAUUGUAUUGUGGUUUGAUAUUUACUUUACUUGGAGGUAUAUAUAUGCUGUUAUGAGCAGGAGCAGUGUUUGCCAGACUUGUCAAUUGCUUUUCAAAUGAAAUGAAAAAUGUUUAAUACUAAGCAUGUAUAGUUUUGGAUUGGUUGAGGCAUUCUAGAAAGAGUGUAAAUGUGACUCCUAAAUUUGUAGUGAUAGUCCACGACAUAUAACACUAUUUCACAGUUCCCACAGUGACAGUUGAGGCAGCUGCUUCCAUUUGUUAUUUGUUGGAGUAUAUCCUGUGAAUACACACUGAUAGUAGGGAUGAAAGUUGCCAUCUUCAGCAUUAUAGUCACAGAUGCAGAAUUAUUAAAUCAAAGGAAGAUCAGUUUGUAAAACUGAAUUUGCAAAACAACUUACUUUUUACCAUGUAAACUUGUUUAAUCAUCAGAGUGGUCUUUGAGCUGAUAGUAUUAAGGAAGGUAGGACACAUUUGUUGCUGUGAUCUUGAUUGCUCAUUGUAAUUGUGCUUUGUAAGACGCAUGCAUAAUAUCUUGGCUAGAGCUUUGUGGAACUAAACUGGCCUUUGCUAUGUACCUGCCUACUAAACACUGGCCUCAUCAUCUCAACUAUGUGUAGACGCACACACACAAUGAAACUGGCCUAUUGUGACAAAAUCAAAAUGCAUUUGGAAUAUGAUAUAGGAAAUGUGCAGAUGGCCAUGCAAAAUACUGGGAUCAUAUAAUCAUAGCUAUUUGUUUGUUGUUAAACGCCGCGAUCAGCAAUAUUCCAGCUAUAUGGCGGCUAUUGCUUGGAAGUUUAAUUUGGUGAUAAAGUAUGGUAAUAUAUAAUGUAUACAAGAUGUCCAAUGGUCUGUCUAAUUAUUACUUGAUAAUGGGCUAGUUAUUCCACUAAUUCUAUGCCAUUAAAAUAUUUUUCUUAAGCAACAUUCCUGGUGAAAAGAAAUUGGUUCAAUUUGAGAUGACAUCCAGUAUUCUGCAGUCCUAAGUGUUGUUAUGCAAGCAAUGAAAUAUAGGCUGAUAUAUUUUGCCUAAAAUCAGUGAAAAAAGUGUUUUUGGAUUGUUUUAGAUAUGAAUCAAGCAUUUACAUUAGUAGUUAGUUGUAUUGCCACUAAAACCAUAUGCCUUUAAUGUUGUUUUAUGCUGUAACUGGGGAUUAAUUUGUAUUUAGACUUCCUACUCCUGAAAUGAGCCAAAAUAUUAUUGUGUGUGUAUAUAUAUAUAUAUUUCAUAAUCUUAUAGUAAGUGCAUAAACAGUAGUUAUUGUGACAAAGUUGGACUACCUACAUCCUUUCUUUUAUUAUGACAUGAGCCACAACUGUGAGCACAUCAAAAUUGUGCACCUAUAAACAGGGUUUUUUUUAGUUGUUACCAUUGUUAAGUGGUCACCCUGGUCCACCUGAUACAUUUGGAGGUCUAGAUGCCAUUGCCCCCGGCCCCCAGAUACAUUGAAGGUUGAGCUGCCAUCAACCAUGUCCACCAGAUGUACUGGAGGUCGAGCCACCAUUGCCAAGGUCCACCAGAUAUACUGAAGGUUGAGCUGCCAUCAACCAUGGUCCAACAGACACUUGAGGAUCAGUAUUUGGUAUACAUCCUAUAAAUAUAUGGAUUCCCAACAGUGAUAAUGGCUUUUGUUUAGAAGUAACAAACAAACCUCAGUCUGUGUGAAGGAAGUGUUAUGGUAGGUUGUUCUCAGGUGACAUUGUCAAUAUCAAGGAGGAAGUGUAAUCUGAUUGUGAUGCUACCAUGAAAUAUAAGCCAUACACCAAUUGUGAGCAUGUCACACAGUAUAAUAAGCAUGUGGCCAAAAUAGAGUACAUUUUCAAGGGUGGAUGGUGCAAGAUCAGAUUUUCUAUGGCCAAGUAGUUGGCAUUAAUAUCUAAUAGAAAAAUAUUUCAUCUACGCAGUUAAUUUUGUUUUGUGUUUUUGCACAUGUACCAAUCCUCAUCAUUGACACACAUGGAAUAUCCCUAUUUUGUGUUUAUGAAGAUUCUCUCUCAAGCUCAAUGUAUCAAUAUCUCGUUUUGUACUAAUAGUGUGACGAAUGUCACAUGGUGCAUCAGACAUUGUUAAUCAGACUGGUUUUUUUUGUGUUGCGCUGUAUCAAGACUUGUCGCAGUCUAUCCGCUCAGUUUGGAAAUUAAUUUUUGUUAUAUUUCUGGAAUAGGAAAUCUUAUCUUUAACUUUUAAAAGGUGUUUUUUCUCCUAUCCCUAUUAACCAGUUAUGGAAUUGCCAAAAUUCAGAAUACCAGUGAUGUGUAUGUUGUAAAACUUGACACAUCUGUAAACGAGUUGAAGUAGCUUAGGACUGCUUUGUAAAUCGGUUGUUAGUUUCACAAGCUUGAACAUAAUAGCUAUUUUUUCUCAUAAAUAUUUGGUCUUGGUCUUAUUUGGAAAAGAUUGUGUUAUUGUCAUGGAGUCUACGAUAAUAAGAUAACCUAACCUUUUUUUAACUUAAUCUUGGCAGGAAAUUUUAAAUUCUUGAUCCUGUAUUGUGACAAUCUAUGGUUGUUUUUUUUAUUGCUGUAGGAGCUUAUGCUAGUCAUUGGUAGCAUUGAUUGGAUACUGGUGCGUUAAGCAAUUACUUCAUCACUUGUUGACUAUUAUGGCAUCACUUUGAUAUGAGUAAGUUAUAUACCCCGGUAUUAAAUUUCAUUUUAUCAUUUUGGGGAUAGGUAUAAUGUAGGUAGUUUUCAUCAAGAGCAAUUGUUGAGAUUAUUGACCGAGUCCAUUAAUCUAUUACAAAUUGUUGAAGUACUUAGAAAUGUACAGGCCAGUAGUCAUGGUAGUAUGCAAUAAAGUAUGAGUAUUCAUGGAAAAUAGGAGCAACAUUGCACUUUUGCUGAAGGAUUUACUCUUAUUUUCAUAUUGAAAGGAAUUUCAGCAUAUGAUUUUCAAAAUAUUGUCUGACAAGCAAAAUAUAAUGUGGAUAGUCUGGUACCUUUUUAUGUUGGCUACUUGUUUUAUCAUUCAGUGUGUUAGUGGAAAGAUGGACAAUACAUCCAAAAUGAAUUGAUGUAACAGUGUUUUAACUGUUACACAUCAUAUUUCAACAUUCCCUCCUUGUGUGCAAUUGAAGUGGCAAGACAGGGAUCUGUAAAUAAUUAAUAUCAGAGAUUUAUGAGUUUUGGAAUCCGUAUGCAAGUAGUCACAUGAGUUGAUGAUAGAACUGAUUUUACAAAGUCUAACACAAGUGGCAAUACAUUUAUCCUAUCAGUGGAGACGCCCAAGGCUUGUAAGUUGUUCCACAACACCACUCCAACACUAAAGGAUUUUCAACUCAAGUUGCAUUGGUUGGAUUCUGGUCUUGGCACAGGUAGUGUAGUAAGCUGACCUACUUAAUCAUGGUAUCCCAUAUUACUCACUACAUAACAAUGAUGUAGAUAACUUGUGUAUCAUUUUAUAGCCUGGACAGAAAGCAGGCAAAUCGUUGCUGUCCUUGUGACUGGAUCUGGAAAUUGUCAUGCACAUGUAGUGUCCUGUUGGGCUUGUCUACGCAUGUGCUUCACCUAUGACAAGAUGAGUCUUAACAAAUGUAAUAUAUAAAUAUAUAUAUAUAUAUAUCAUCAUGGUUAUUAUGAAUAAAGAUGUUCAACAGGA